Messenger RNA from Dujonia railenensis, 2709 nucleotides. Lineage: Eukaryota; Fungi; Ascomycota; Pichiomycetes; Serinales; Debaryomycetaceae. The record is from the annotation of a GenBank genome assembly.
AUGUCCUUUGUUGCUAAAGUUAAAAAUGUCUUAAGUCCAGAUACUCUUGUGUUGAUACCUUCCAAAUCGAAUCAAGUUCCUGUACCUGAACGUCUUUUAACACUUUCCUACGUACGUGGGGAAAGUUACGCUGCCAAGGAGCAGCUUAGAGCUCUUUUGAUUGGUAAAGAUGUCAAGUUUAAGGUUUUGUAUAAGACACCUUCAGGAAAGGAAUUCGGUGAUAUACAAACCCCAAUUUUCCAGUCUUUGAUUGAGUAUGGUUUAGAGAAAGGUUGGUUCAAGUUAAGGGAAGGACUUCAGGAUGAUUCCGAAUACGUUGAAGAUGUCUUGAGGCCGCUCGAAAAUAAGGGUAAGGAUGCUAUUGCUGCCUCUGAAAAGGAUCCAAAGAUCAUUGAAGUAGAUGAGGAUAUCGUUUCCAAGUCCCAAAGAGCCCCAAUCACCACCGUCAUUGAAAAGGUUAUCAGCGGUGAUCGUGUGAUGGCACGUAUAAUCGUCAAUAAGGGCCAACAUAUAGUCACACCAUUGUUGCUUGCAGGUUUGAAAGCUCCAAGAACCGAUGAUGCCGCCCAACUGGCUUCGUUAACCAAAGUAGCCCAUCAAGCAAAGGAGUUCGUUGAACAGAAGCUUUUGACCACCACCGCAGCUUUAAAGGUGCAAAUUGUAGGAUUGAGUCAAACAGGUGUACCAAUUGGAUUAAUAGUACACCCUUCAGGUAACAAUAUUCAUGAAAAGUUAUUGGAGUACGGUUACGGAGAGAUUGUUGAUUGGCAAUCUGGUUUAAUUGGAUCGUCUCAAAUGAGUUCUUUCAGAAAGGCCGAACAAACAGCAAAGGCAUUGGCUAGAGGAAUAUUCCAAGGUAAUGCUGGUACCACUAAAGUUGCCGCUGCUACCUCUGGUAAUACUGGAGCAAAAGGUGCGGGCUUGAAGUCUUUAAGAGUUGGUUCGUCUAUUGAUUCUGUCACCAUUGCCAAAGUGAUCUCUGCAGAUACAUUAACGUUGCGUCUUUCCAAUGAUGAAGAAUUUACUGUUCAGCUUGCAUCCGUUCGUGCUCCUAGACCAAAUGACUCUCAGCUUUCCUCUAAUCCUCAAGAAAGAACCGCUAUUAUCAACAGUGCUAAAGAAUAUGUUCGUCACUUGGCUGCUGGUAAGACUGGGUCUGUUUACAUUGAUGGACAGAGAGCUGCAAACCCAGACUUGGGAUUUGAAGAAAGAUUUCUCGUUACAAUUAAGCUUUCAUCGGGUGGUAAGGAUUUAAGUGAAACCAUUAUCCAAGCUGGUUGGGCUACAGUAAUCAAGCAUAACAAGGCAACCUCUCAUGAAAGAUCGAUGAACUGGGAUAAAUUGGUCGAAUUGGAACAAGAACAAACGAAAGCUGGCAAAAAGGGUGUCUAUUUCACUGGUCCAGAUAAGUCUAAAAUCAUAACUGUCAAUGCAAGAAUUGUUGACGCCUCAGAAAACUUGACAAAGGCGAAAACUUUCUUUAAUGGUUUCAAGCAAAAGGGAAGAAUUUCAGCUGGCUACUACGUUGAGUUUAUUCCUUCUAUGAAUAGAUUCAAGUUGUACAAUCCAAAGGAGGGUCUUAAAUUAACUUUAAUUCUUGGAGGUUUAACCAAUUCUAAAGAUGAACAGUUAUCAGAGGAAGGUUUGAAAUUUAUGAAUAAGAGAUUUUUACAAAAGAAUGUGGAAUUUGAAAUAUAUGAUCAAGAUAAAAUCGGUGGGUUCAUUGGUAAUGUUUUUGCCACGGCUAAAUCACUUUCCCCUGUCCAAGUGCAAUUAUUAGAACAAGGGUUGAUCAAGACACAUGAAAUUGCAAUUAAUCAGAAUUCAUUUGGUGCUCAAUUGAAGAAAGCUGAAGAAUCGGCUCAGCUGCAAAAGAAAGGUAUUUGGACUGGAUACAUUCCAGAAGAUAAGGAAGCUGCUCAAGCAGUCACUUCAACAUUGAGCCAACUAAGCAUCAAACCUAAAUUUUUUGACAUUGAAGUAACUGAAAUUGACGAAGAAGGUAUGAUAAACUUCCAAAUAUUAGACCAGCAAUCUAAGGCACAAAUUGAAUCGUUCAAGCGUUCAUUCUCAGAUUUCAAUGCUCAAAUUCCAAGUGCUAGCCAAACAUCUGUUGACUUGCCACAUAACUUGACCAAGCCACCAAAGAAGGGAGAACUUGUUUCCGCUAAGUAUUCUGAAACUGGUAAAUACUACCGUGCUAGAGUUGUAUCCUUUGAGAAGCUGAGCGGUAAGUAUGCUGUAAAGCAUAUUGAUUUUGGUAACGUCGACUUAGUUCCAUUAUCUCACUUGCGUACAUUACCAUCCAAGUUUGGCAUUUCACAAUUCCCAAUCUUCGCCCACACUUGUGUUUUACAGAACCUUAGAUUACCUCCUAGCAAGCCAACUGAUUACCGUACCGAAGCAUUGUACGCUUUGGAAGAUCUUUGCUACGAUAGAAAGUUAGUUGUCAGCUGUGUUCCAAGCAAGCUGCCUAACGUCGAGUAUGAUGCAGUUCUUUUCGACUCAGAAAAAUCAUUAAAGGACUCUAGUUACACUAUCAACAAGCAAUUGGUUAAAGAAGGGUGGGCUGUUGUUGAUGUUAGAAAAAUCAAUGCUGCUUCCAAAGAGUACGAUACUGAAAUUCUAGCUGUUCAAAAAUCUGCAAGAGCUGGACACCGUGGAUGUUGGGAGUUUGGAGAUGUUCAAUUUGACGAAGAUCUUGAGUAG